Molecule: messenger RNA, 1260 nt
Organism: Mucor velutinosus
Lineage: Eukaryota; Fungi; Mucoromycota; Mucoromycetes; Mucorales; Mucoraceae
Product: plasma membrane calcium
Exons: 5
Coding region: 1-1260 (419 amino acids)
Biological process (GO): cellular response to oxidative stress; protein phosphorylation
Molecular function (GO): ATP binding; calcium/calmodulin-dependent protein kinase activity
Source: RefSeq, a predicted model, not a curated record
AUGCUUGCACAAAUCAAGAGUAUUUUUAAGCAGAAAAAGACCUAUCCUACCAAAGAUUUGACUGCGGAAGAGAAGCAAAAGAACAAAGAUGUGGCAGCUCGCCUUGUCCAAGAGGAGAAGCAGCGCAAGACUGUAUUGCCUCAAUACCCCGGUUUAGAACGCUUUGAAAUGAUUGAAAAGAUUGGCGAGGGCGCAUUUUCUUUUGUAUUCAAAGCAAGAGAUACUGCUACCGAUAAGGAAGUUGCCAUCAAGGUGGUUCGAAAGAGAGAAUUAGACGCAUCAGAGCAUGGUCAAAGCCAUUUGCAUCCCAACAUGAAGAAAAAGACAAAGGCUACAGAGAGAGCAAAUAUCCUCAAAGAAGUACAGAUUAUGCGCAACAUGCAACACCAAAACAUUGUUCGACUUGUUCAGUUCUCGGAAUCAGAUGAUUACUACUUUUUAGUGCUGGAAUUAUGUAAAGGUGGUGAACUCUUUCACAGAAUUGUUCAAUUGACCUACUUUAGCGAGGAUCUUGCCAGACAUGUCAUUGUGCAAGUAGCUGAGGGUAUUCGCUAUCUUCAUGAAGAGUGUGGUGUUGUUCAUCGUGACAUCAAGCCUGAAAACAUCCUCUUUGAACCUAUUCCCAUUAUCAAAAGAGACAAUGUCGAAAAUCCAUUUGGCGAUGAAGAUAAAGAAGACGAAGGUGUAUUUGAGGAAGGUGUUGGUGGCGGCGGCAUUGGUGUUGUAAAGCUCGCUGAUUUCGGUCUAUCCAAAGUCAUCUGGGACAACUCUACCUUGACUCCUUGUGGUACAGUUGGAUACACUGCUCCUGAAAUCGUCAGAGAUCAAAAAUACUCCAAAUCAGUCGACAUGUGGGCCAUUGGCUGUGUCCUCUACACCAUCCUCUGUGGUUUUCCUCCAUUCUAUGAUGAAUCGAUCCGUGCUCUUACUCACAAAGUAGCUCGUGGUGAAUACACUUUUCUCAGCCCUUGGUGGGAUCCCAUCUCUGACUCUGCCAAAGACUUGAUUAAAAACCUACUGACUGUGGAUCCUGAGAAGCGCUAUACCAUCGAGGAGUUCUUUAAGCAUCCUUGGGUCACUAAAUCUCAGUUCCCUCCUCCUGCUCCUGUCGAUGACGAGUUGCUUGCCAAACCCAUGGUCGAAAAGAAGUUCAAGUCAAAUGAUCCCGUGUCUUUGCGCUGGUAUUCAUCGAUCAUGGAAAUCUGGUCUUAUGUUACAAGUGGGCGGAAGAAGAAGCAUCAGCACAUGCAUCAUAGCUAA